This is a messenger RNA of Batrachochytrium dendrobatidis JAM81, 1095 nucleotides long. RefSeq lists its product as uncharacterized. NCBI's taxonomy places the organism in Eukaryota, Fungi, Chytridiomycota, Chytridiomycetes, Rhizophydiales. The record is from RefSeq and is a predicted model, not a curated record. The transcript has a single exon. Bases 10 to 1026 code for a protein of 338 amino acids.
AUUGAUACCAUGACGGAAGAGGGUUGGCCAAGAAAAGUGAUUGCAGGCACUGGAGUGCUGAAUGUUCAUCCAAUGCAUUCAACAGAUAUUCCUGCAGGUGGACCAAGACACAUGUCAGUAUCUGCACUCUGUCAAAUGCAGCAGGACUUGCAAGCCAAUGGAUAUUUACUUCUUCGUCAUGCUCUACCAGCAUCAAUGGUCAUGACAGCUCGACAGGUUAUUGUGAAAGACUUGGCAUCCAAUGGGUUUCUGGAUACAUCUGCAGUUGCUGAUAGAGAUACACCUAUUCAGCAAGACUUGCUACUGGAUAUCUCCAAAACAUUGCAUCAGAACUGCGUUCAAUGUCCAUUUACUACAGUUACAUCACCUCAGUUGCUUUCUCGACAAGACUGGAUCAAAGCUCAACCCGAGUUAAUGAAUGUACUGGAACAUCAGCACUUACAGGACUUGGCUGAUCUCUUUCUAGCCACCGAUUCCUCAAUACUUGUAGAUAAAACCACUUUAGUUGAUGACAUGGAUGAUUGUGCCAGAUCUGACACGAGCUGCGACAUACAAACAGAAAAGGAUACACCAUCAGCAAUGACUCUACCAUUCAAAUGGCUUAGAGCAGUUGGUACUGGUCUAUAUACUGGACUUCACUGCGAUCGAGUCUAUGUCGGACAUAUCAGUCAGCGUCAGCUCACAUUAUGGAUCCCAAUUGGUCAUGUCACGUCUUCUAUGGGAAGUAUUGUCGUCUCGAGUGGAUCGCAUCGUAAUCAAGUAUGGAAAGAUAUCAGAGACUCUUAUAGCCAAGGAAGAGCUGGUGUUGAUGGAACUCAAAGUGGGUGGUUGUGUUUAGAUCCGAGAGAGAUUGAAUCCAGAUUGCUGGCAAGCGCACCAACUGGAAUCCAUUCACUCGACUGGGUAACAACCGACUUUUGUCCAGGCGAUGUCUGCGUGUUGGAUCUGAAUGUUAUGCAUAUGAGUACAACCAACAUCACUCAUGAUUGGAGACUGAGUUGUGAUACAAGAUGGCUGAGCAUCUAAUACCAUCAACGUACUGAUAUCUUGACCCAGGUUGGUUUAUACUUGUAAUAAAAAUACACUUGAAGCAUU